This is a messenger RNA of Micropterus dolomieu (smallmouth bass), 7619 nucleotides long. RefSeq names its product nuclear pore complex protein DDB_G0274915-like. The coding region runs from base 15 to 7088 and encodes 2357 amino acids. Lineage: Eukaryota; Metazoa; Chordata; Actinopteri; Centrarchiformes; Centrarchidae. The transcript is spliced from 4 exons. The record is from RefSeq and is a predicted model, not a curated record.
GAACUGAGAUCGUCAUGGACUCCAGUGUUUGUCCCGAGGCCAAUGAAGAUGUAAAGGGAAAAAAAGGGUCACUUACAACUUCAGUCUCCUCUACUGAUGCAACCUCUUCCUUUGCAGUGAGCAGCGGAAACACAGUCCCUGUUAUUUACAGCCCUGCUCACCCCUACACAUCGCUCAUUCCAGAACAAGCUGCUCUUCAAAUCAGUGGCCCUGAUGUUUCCACAAUUUCUGAGCCCAUUGCAGCAGGACCAAGUGGUACGGCCACAGGUGAUGCAGCAAUGGAGAAGGACAAUAAGAAACUAGGAACUGAGAUCACCAUGGACUCCACUGUUUGUCCCGUGGCAAAUGAAGAUGUAAAGGGGCAAGAGGGGUUACUUAGCGCUUCCGUCUUCUCUGCUGAUGCAACCUUUUCCUCUGCAGUCACCAGUGAAAACACAGUCCCUGCUGCUUCCAGCCCUGCACUCUCAGCUGCAUCACUCAUGCUAGAACAUGCUGCUCUUCAAACCAGUGGCCCUGAUGUAUCCACAAUUUCUGAGCCCAUCGCAGCAGGACCAAGUGGUACGGCCACAGGUGACGCAGCAAUGGAGAAGGAUGAUAAGAAACUAGGAAUUGAGAUCACCAUGGACGCCACUGUUUGUCCCGAGGAAAAUGACCAUGCAAAGGGGGAAGAGGGGUUAUUAACAACUUCAGUCUCCUCUGCUGAUGUGACCUCUACCUCUGCAGUCAGUGAUGGAAAAACAGUCCCUGCUGCUUCCAGCCCUGCAGUCUCAGCUGCAUCACUCAUGCUAGAACAUGCUGCUCUUCAAGUCAGUGGUCUGGAUGCAUCCACAAUUUCUGAGCCCAUCGCAGCAGGACCAAGUGGUACGGCCGCAGGUGACGCAGAAAUGGAGGAAGACUGUGAAAAAACAGGAAAUGAAAUCCACAGGGACUCCGCUGUUUGUCCCAGACAACUGGCAAAUGAAGAUAUGAAGGGGCAAGAGGGGUCACUAACAACUUCAGUCUCCUUUGCUGAUGUGACCUCUACCUCAGCAGUCAUCAGUGGAAACACAGUCCCUGCUUUUGCAAGUCCUGCCCGCCCCUCAACUUUGCAUAUGCCAGAAGAAGCUGCUCUUCAAAUCAGUGGUCUGGAUGCAUCCCCCAUUUCUGAGUCCAUUAUAGCAGGACCAAGUGCUACGGCUGCAGGUGACGCAGCAAUGCAUGAGGACAGUAAGAGACCAGGAAUUGAGAUUGUCAUAGACGCCACUGUUUGUCCCGAGGAAAAUGAACAUGUAAAGAGGCAAGAGGGGUCGUUAAAAACUUCAGUCUCCUCUCCUGAUGUGAGCUCUACCUCUGCAGUCAGCAGUGGAAACACAGUCCCUGCCUUUGCCAGUCCUACCCACCUCUCAACAAUGCACAUGCCAGAAGAAGCUGCUGUUCAAAUCAGUGGCCCCGAUGGAUUCGCCAUUUCUGAGCCCAUUGCAGCAGGGCCAAGUGGUACAGCCACAGGUGACGUAGCAAUGAAGAAGCACGGUGAAAAACUAGGAACUCAGAUCGCCAUGGACACCACUGUUUGUCCUGUGGCAAAUGACGAUGUAAAGGGGCAAGAGGGGUCACUAACAACUUCAGUCUUCAAUGCAGAUGCAGCCUCUACCUCUGCAGUCACCAGUGGAAACAUAGUCCCUGCUGCUUCCAGUCCUCCCCACCCCUCAACAUUUCUCUUGCCAGAAAGAACUGUUCUUCAAAUCAGUGGCCCUGAUGUAUCCACCAUUUCUGAGCCCAUUGCAGCAGGACCAAGUGGUACGGCCACAGGUGACGCAGCAAUGGAGAAGGACGGUGAGAAACUACGAACUGAGAUCACCAUGGAUGCCACUGUUUGUCCCGAGGAAAAUGAAGAUGUGAAAGGGGAAGAGGGGUUAUUAACACCUUCAGGCCCCUUUGCUGAUGUGACCUCUCCCUCUGCAUUCAGUGGUGGAAACACAGUCCCUGCUGCUUCCAGCCCUGCCCACCCCUUAACAUUGCUCAUGCCAGAACAAGCUGUUCUUCAAACCAGUGGCCCUGAUGGAUCCAUAAUUUCUGAGCCAAUCACAGCAGGACCAAGUGCUACGGCCGCAAGUGACGCAGCAGUGGAAGGGGACGGUGAGAAACCAGGAACUGAGAUCGUCAUGGACUCCAGUGUUUGUCCCGAGGCCAAUGAAGAUGUAAAGGGAAAAAAAGGGUCACUUACAACUUCAGUCUCCUCUACUGAUGCAACCUCUUCCUUUGCAGUGAGCAGCGGAAACACAGUCCCUGUUAUUUACAGCCCUGCUCACCCCUACACAUCGCUCAUUCCAGAACAAGCUGCUCUUCAAAUCAGUGGCCCUGAUGUAUCCACAAUUUCUGAGCCCAUUGCAGCAGGACCAAGUGGUACGGCCACAGGUGAUGCAGCAAUGGAGAAGGACAAUAAGAAACUAGGAACUGAGAUCACCAUGGACUCCACUGUUUGUCCCGUGGCAAAUGAAGAAGUAAAGGGGAAAGAGGGGUUACUUAGCGCUUCCGUCUUCUCUGCUGAUGCAACCUCUUCCUAUGCAGUCACCAGUGGAAACACAGUCCCUGCUGCUUCCAGCCCUGCACUCUCAGCUGCAUCACUCAUGCUAGAACAUGCUGCUCUUCAAACCAGUGGCCCUGAUGGAUCCUCCAUUUCUGAGCCAAUCCCAGCAGGACCUAGUGCUAUGGCCGCAGAUGACGCAGAAAUGGAGGAAGACUGUGAAAAACCAGGAAAUGAAAGCCACAUGGACUCCGCUGUUUGUCCCAGACAAUUGGCAAAUGAAGAUAUGAAGGCGCAAGAGGGGUCACUAACAACUUCAGUCUCCUUUGCUGAUGUGACCUCUACCUCAGCAAUCAGCAGUGGAAACACAGUCCCUGCUGUUGCCAGGCCUGGCCACCCCUCAACAAUGCACAUGCCAGAAGAAGCUGCUCUUCAAAACAGUGGCCCUGAUGGCUCCACCAUUUCUGAGCCCAUCACAGCAGGACCAAGUGCUAUGGUCGCAGGUAACGCAGCAAUGGAUAGGGACAGUGAGAAACCAGGAACUGAGAUCGUCAUGGAUGCCACUGUUUGUCCCGAGGCCAAUGAAGAUGUAAAGGGGGAAGAGGGGUCACUUACAGCUUCAGUGUCCUCUACUGAUGCAACCUCUUCCUUUGCAGUCACCAGUGGAAACACAGUCCCUGCUACUUCCAGUCCUACCAACCACUCCACAUUGCUCAUGCCAGAAGAAGCUGCUCUUCAAACCAGUGGCCCAGAUGUAUCCACAAUUUCUGAGCCCAUCGCAGCAGGACCAAGGGCUAUAGCCACAGGGGACCCAGCAAUGGAGAAGGACGGUGAGAAACUAGGAACUGAGAUCACCAUGGACGCUACUGUUUGUCCUGAGGAAAAUGAACAUGUAAAGGGGGAAGAGGGGUUAUUUACAACUUCAGGCCUCUUUGCUGAGGCGACCUCUUCCUUUGCAGACAGUGGUGGAAACACAGUCCCUGCUACUUCCAGUCCUGCACUCUCAGUUGCAUCACUCAUGCUAGAACAUGCUGCUCUUCAAACCAGUGAUUUAUCUGCAAUUCCUGAGCUCCAUGCAGUGGGACCAAGUUGUACGGCUGCAAGUGAGGCAGCAAUGGAGGAGGACAGUGAGAAACCAGGAACUGGGAUCUUCAUGGACUCCGCUGUUAGUUCUGAUGAUAAUAAAGAAGUAAAGGGGAAAGAGGGGUCACCAACAACUUCAGUCUCCUCUCCUGAUGUGACCUCUACCUGUGCAGUCAGCAGCAAAAACGCACUCCCUUCUGCUUCCUGCCCUUUCCCCUCUGUCGCAUUGCACACACCAGAAGAAGCUAUUCUUCAAAACAGUGGCCCUGAUGGAUCCACCAUUUCUGAGCCCAUUGCAGCCGGACCAAGUGCUAUGGCCGCAAGUCACGCAGCAAUGGAGGAGGAUGGUGACAAACUAGGAACUGAGAUCACCAUUAAUGCCACUAUUUGUCCCAAAGCAAAUGUAAAUGUAAAGGGGCAAGAGGGGUUAUUAACAACUUCAGUCUCCUCUGCUGAUGUGACCUCUAUAUCUGCAGUCAGUGGUGGAAACACAGUCACUCUCACUCACCCACUCUCAGCCAAUGUACUUGUGCAUGAAGAAACCUUUGAAGACCUUCCUCAGAUUAACAUGGUCAUUUUUCAGGCAAUCAAAGCGGCAGUUCACCAGCACAGACUCAACCGAGGGAGCAUGUCCCAGAGAGAGAAGGGGGAGAGCCCCUGCAACCAUGACUCAAGCUAUAGAACUGCAGUGGCUGAAGACACACCACAAAAAAUGGGUCCGGAUUUUACAAAUGACAUAGUUUCUUCAGACACCUAUCUUUUUGAUGAGCAAAAUUUCAACAUGGAGGACUUUGUCACUGUUGAUGAAGUUGGUGAUGAUGACAAAAGCCCCGAGCGUUAUACUUUCUCCUCAUCCGAGCAGUUCUGUAGAGCGAGAGAAAAGCAAAGCUCAGGUUUGUUGUCCACUGGCAAACAGACCUCAACAAGGUCUUCAAAAGACUCUAUGAGCUCAGGCUCUUCCUUGUCCUCCUCAUCCAAGUCAACUAAAGGUACAAACUCUUCUAAAUCCACCAAAUCCCCUAACAAACCCUUGUCUUCUGACACUGUCAGUAAGGCCCCUUCUUCUCCACUGUCUACAAAAAACCCAUCCUCCACAGGCCUUAAAAGGCAACAGAGCAGGACUAAAUCUUCAGUUAGAGAAAAAACAAAAGACACAGAGAGCACAGUGGCAAAGUCUGACCUCAGAGUGUCAGCAGAGGGCUUUUUUGCAAAAUCUGGUCAGUCAUACAGAGAAUGCGACAAAGACAAUUUAAAAGGCCCUGCAAGUGAGGAUACUGGACAAGAAGCCUUUGAGAUAUUGGAUUCCAUUGAUGAUCUGACUGCAACGGAAGAUGACAAACUUGAAGCUCCCAGUGAACAGAUAUUCAAAGAAGACAUUAGGCCUAUAGAGGAAGACACAUAUCGGGUAAUUGAUUCAGUGGAAGAUCAGCCGAUGACUAGAAAGACUGAGUCAAAGAUUGACAACAAGGAGAAAAGCACCGAGAAAGAGGAGGCAGCUGCUAGAAAAAUUAAUAGACCAUCAAAGAGGAGUGGCCCUGCAACCUCUGCAUUCAAAAGUGAAGAGAAUCCAUACAAACAUGACAGGACGGCAAGAAAGUACGAGACACAAACCAAGAUGGACACCAUUGCAGGGGUUUCUAAAAAAGACAAAGAGGUCACUGAGGAGGUGGUUUAUGAGGUAGUAGAUUCUGUUGAAGACGAACCGGUUGAAGAUGCUACUGCCACAGAAAGGUCUCAUAGAAGAAGAAGUGCAAGAGGAAAAAAAGAGGAUAAAAUUAUAUUCAAUUUCACAGAAGCGUUUGAAAAGCCAGAGGAGGAUACGUACAAGAUUCUAGACUCUGUGGAGGACGAGACUACCGAUGACAAAACGGCCAUUACGACAAGAUCUACCAGAGGAAAAAGGGAAAGAACAACUAAGAAAGAUGCUUCGAAUGAGAGAACACAAAAAGGGGACACGCCAACGAGAAGGAGGCACACUCCUGCCAGAGAGUCACAGGAACGAAACAGGGAAAAAACACCAAAGAGAGAGUCGAAAAUUCCUCCAGAAGAGAGCACACCAACAAAGAAGAAGGACAUUGUUGCAAGAGAGUUAAGUGAGGACGCUACCUGCGAAAUAUCCUGUAUGGAGGAAGAGGUUGUUAAGCAUGAUCGGCCCGCCACAGCAGGAAAAGGAAAGAGGGGAAGACCAAAGAAACAGGUUAAAACAACAAAAAAAGACAAAGUAACAUUGAAGGAUGACGAAGACGCAUCCGAAAAAGUGGCUGAGGAAGAAGAGGCGGUGUAUCAGAUUGUUGAUUCUGUGGAGGACGAGACAGUUGAUGAUCAGCCUCCAACAGGACAGUCUGAGAGUGCGAGAGAGGAGAACACUUCUAAAAACAGUGACAAGCAAAAUAUAAAAAAUUCAUCUCUUGCAGGAUCCCCCAAAAAUGAGGAGGAGGAAGAGGAAGAGCCUAUGUACCAGAUCAUAGAUUCCCUGGAAGACGAAGUUCAAGAAGAGCUGACAGCAACAGGUGGAUCUGACAGAGGGAAGGAAAAUAGUGCGAUAAAAGAUGAGACUCCUACAAAAGAAGAGGCAUCAGCUGAAAAAGAAGGUACACCAACAUGUGGUACCACAGUUGUGGAAGCCUCUGAAAAAUGUCUGUACGAGAUAGUUGAUGAUUUAGAGGAGCUAAAUGAUGUUCCAUCUGCUGCCGAAGGGUCUGCUACAAGAAAUGAGGAAAGCACUCUCAAAACAGACAUUAAGAAAGAGGACAAAUCAACAACCAAGUCCCAAAGUGAUACUGCGACACGGCAAGAGGAACAAAAACCACCAGAGAAAAACGAUACAACGGCAGAAACAAGCACUCUAGGGAACCUAGAUGAAGUGAGCGAGGAGGAGGAGGAUUACCCUGACGACACGGCCGAGGAGGAAGAACUGAGGAAGAGGCAAGCCUCCACAAAAGAGAGGCAGUUUGCCAAAGAGCGAGAAGCCAGGAGGAGGGAGGAGAGGAGAACCAGAGAGAGAGAGGAGAGGGAGCGAAGGAGUCGGAGUAACAGCAGCAGAGGAGGAUGCGGCAGUCGGGGAGGGACGAGGAGGACGAAGCAGAGGGGGAGGGAAACAAAGGAAAAGGUGGAGGUAGAUGCCCAAAAGCUAGUGACUCUGGAUGAGGUGGGAGCAGAUGAGACUGGAGAGCAAAGAGUGCCAGAGAGCCGAGAGUGGGACAGGGAGAUCACUGAGGGAGAGCAGCAAGCACUCAUCACUCUGGAUGAGUUUGUAGAAGAAGAGGAGGAGGAGGAGGGCAAGGUCGAGCAAAGCAUGCUGGAGACCCGCCCACUCAGCCAGGAGGACGAAUCAGUGGACUCCUUUUUUCUUCCACUGGAAAUUACGACUUUGGCAACUUUAGAUGAAGCAGGCGGUGAUGAGGAAGAGAAGCCGGACGAACAGCAAGCUGAGAAAACAUCAAGAUCUGUUAAACGCAAACACGAUGAUGACACAGGUGUGUGCUCUUCUGUCUAUACAUAGUGCUGCACACUUGCCUGGUAUAAGUGCUUGCCUGGUAUAAGUGCAUUAUACCAACAAGAAAACUAAUAAUAAUCUCCAUUUUAACUGUGUGAUUUCAAACCAGUAGACAGCAGACAGUAUGGCUCUUGGUGCACAGUGUUUUGACGUGCGCAUAAUGAUGUGACACAUCGUGCAGCAUGUGUGUAAAUUUGAAAUCGGAAAUGUGACACUGAUUGGUCCCAGUCACCGGUCAUUGUCGAUCAAGCUGAAAACGAGCCGAUCCCGGUCACCAGCCGAUCAAUGGGUGCACCUCUAGCCGUUAUAAUUUAUAUUAGUUACACUCUUCUCCUGCUUUUACAAGUCAAAAUGUCUGCUGUGAAAAUGUAGAAGAAGAAGGGUUUUUAUUUAUUCACAUAUACAUACAUAUAUUCAUAUGCACUUGCAAUAUAACAAAGAACAAAGAAGUGAUCAUAUAUGUGAACUGGUCCCCAAAGAAGCUAUCUAAAGCUUAUGCUCGGGGGCCAUUACAAUCAAAAAAAAGAAAGAACAAAC